Molecule: messenger RNA, 5665 nt
Organism: Spirometra erinaceieuropaei
Lineage: Eukaryota; Metazoa; Platyhelminthes; Cestoda; Diphyllobothriidea; Diphyllobothriidae
Source: the annotation of a GenBank genome assembly
AUGCUCUUCUUCCCUUGUGAACUGAAUGUCUGGGAAGAUGCCGUUGAGCAGGUCUUGGAAGUCGGCCAGUCUGCUCCUUUCAAUUAUGACGAACGUGCCGUCCACGUACCGGCGCCAAAAUGCAGGUUCAUAGUGGUCGAAGGCGACUUUUUCUUCCUCUUGGUCAUGGUAAAGGCGUGAUUCUUAGGUAGAAAACUGGGAAAUGAAACACGACAAGUGGGUUUGCCCCCUCCUCUUCGACAUGACGUCCUCUUUCAUCAUGAAACUCUCGGAAAUAUACGAAGUCUAAGUGGACAUACAAAUCCUAUUACAGCAAUAAAAGCAGACGUACUUAAAGACUGUCAUCGGAUUGUAGCUGAUGUAGCCGGCUGCUAUGCUUAAAAAUACAAGCAAGAGAAAGAAGGCGAGUAAUUUUAUUCAACUUGCAGAAUUUUCACUUGAUUGAUCUAAUUUUGGACAUAUCUCAAAAAUCUGGAAAAUUAACAUUUAAAAGACACUAAGAGAUUGUAAAAGUCCCAUUUCAAAUUGUGUUACCCAGCCGGCUAAACCUGUACCCGACUGAAAGAUUGUCUCUGUGCCGGUUUUGCAAGGGUGCACACAGAGGGGAAAUCUGAUAGGGCGAUCGCUUUUAAGUCUGGGCCAUUGAAGUCUCUACAGACUAUUCUCGGCGGAAUGAAAGAUAAAUACAUGGGAGAUGUCAAAACAGCUGUCAUUCGGGGAUUUUGUAAUGAAUUUUCCAACCCAGACAUGCUGCAGUUCAUUACUAACGACUGAACCUCAAACCGGUACUCGCUAAGAUGCUGCACUUAUGGUCGACAAGUGAUGUCGGGUCCGACACAUAGCCGCCUGCGCAGUCACACUACCGGAGGGUCAAGAUAGGUUCCCCUGUGGAUCAAAUCAGAUCGGCGAGCGCCCAUUUCCGGACUAUAAUGCACUCCGCAUCCACAACCCAAAAUCAAGACAUGUAUUCCAAAUGGCUCGAGGAAACCCAACAGUGGCAUGCAAGUCCGCUGAUGUUGCUGUCGGGAUAAACAUUCCCUACAUUAUGUUAUUACCGACAAAGACAAGGGAGGCUGGAAUGACCAUUUCUGGCUUAUUAGCCGUCGUCGGCCAGUCAUACCCAACCCCGAAGUUUGGAACAUCCGAGGCUCGAACUCGCGAUCUGUCAGAAGUCCACGCCUCUAACCACUGGGCCACGAGCCCGUUGCCCUGUCGGUUUCGAUCGGGACUAUAUAACGGUAGGGGGCGCUCACCGAUCGUUCAUACAGAACUCACUCGUUCCGUCGUGCCUUAUGGACUCUCUCUCUCGAGCCCAACCAUUAGCGGAGCCCGUAAGACACAACGGAACGAGUGAGUUCCGUAAGAACGAUCAGUGAGGGCCCCCUACCACAUUCUCUACACGUCCAAUCCUGGACCGAUGCCGACCUUUGCCUUUUAAGCCCUUUCUUGCUCGCGCAACGAACUCCAUUAGCAGUAUGGAUAUACAUAUUUCACCAGAUCGCCAAAGGUAUUAGUAGCACCGACACCGUCACUUUCCACAGUGCAGAAUCGAUUAACCAAUAGGAACAUGGCGGUCGUGUUCUUGAGGUUGCAAGUCUAUGGAUGCUGAGGUCAUUCCGUUUAACUAAGUCCGUUUUAGUGCAAUUGACCAUUUUCAACAGACUGCUUAGUUUGGAAUAAAUGAUAAGUUCAUGUUAGACAUGUGCUUAGAAUUUAUUUUAAAAGGGGACUAUUCGCAUUCGAAAAGUACGACUGGACAAAUGUAUCAGUUAUAUAUUCUUUUGAUUUUACGCAAGCAACUAAAUAUACUACUUCGCUGCUUUUGGGGUACUUUUGCGCAGAGACCAAAAGAUCCCAUUCCAGACACACAAACCACGUUAAAUUUCCCAUGAGACUUGGUUCUGUGCGGAGGUAAUUCAUUUGAAAUUUGGUUCAUUAGCUGAUGACCACUAGGGGUUUUAACAAGACGUUCUAAAUCAACAAGGUCCGACUACCUCUCUAGGCACAGGACUUUAUCCUUAUACAGGUCGGAUUUCUGAAAUUUUUUCAUGAAAAUCAAUUUAGUGCGAAUGCAUUCCAUUAACUCACUGUCAGUGGAGGGCAAAAUAUGGUUGGUCCACUUUUGCCCAGGAGCACCUUCAUGGGAUCAGCGAACACGAGUUACCACUGACAUAGGUGGAGACUGGGUUGUCUAUUUCGGACAUAUUUCGAGUCAUGGGUCAGCCAGGUCCAAAGUUCAGACCUGAGUUUGAAAGCCGAAUCAGUGGGUCGAACAUCUGAUUCACGCCUUCUAUUAGUCGAUCUACUGGCGUAUACCCUACCACAAUCGCCCAUACCCCGUCAUCUAAGUAGGGUGUGUCAGUUAACGCCACUCUUGACGACAUGAGCUGGAUUGGUGGCCAGGCUGGUAGAGCAUUAUAGCGUUUGAGUGAUGGUUGAACUAAGAACUCUAUAGCCACCAAGUCUAGUCUGGAGUAGCAGGAAGAGACAGAAGGCACCAGAAUUGAGAUCUGUUGUGCGCAGAACCUCGAGAUGCUGCCUCAGACAGCACUGCCUACUGGCGAUGCGAGGGCGUGUGCUGAGGGUGUUAAGCCAUGCCUGAGAGAAAGAGUGAGUCAGUGGCGGUGGCUGCUCUAAUGGAUUUGCAGAGAAAGUUCAAGCUUUGCAUAAUUGGUGUGUGUGUGCGUGUGUGUUGCUGGUCAAAAACCUGGCUGUUUGUUCUGUGGACCAGGGGGUGCGGAGUAGAGCGCCAACGUGCGGAUCCGUCCAAGCCAUCCACCUGCGUCCUCCCUCAUCUCCGGUCUUCUUGACUCUGUCUUGACACCGGGUUCAGGUGGGGGAGGAGGAGAGAGUGUGGUAGACGCACCGCAAUUCUGCUGCCACUAUAGACCCCGCCGCAAGUCACCGUCCCUGUUCCCACCCUGUUGUGGGACAUACGGUGGAAAUCGUCGGAUGAGACGGUCGGACUAUCGUCGUGUGUGUGUGCUGCAUUACGAAAGGGGUGGUGUGUCUACUGACCUAUGUUCCAUUUGCUGAGGGGUGUCGUGUUCCAUUUGCGCAUAGGCGACCUCGACUGUCUGGACCCGCGUGCGUCUGGGCUGAAGUUGGUCCGUUGGUCGCAAGUCAGCGCCUCUGGGGUUACGUGAGAUCGCUUUUCAGCAGGAGCCUUUGUGAUGAAAUGGAGUGACAUUGGUUGUUUUUAUCUCCGAGACAAAUAAAAUGACCGAUGAUGGCCGUCCACGGCUCCCAGGGACUGGUGUACGGUCAUCAGGCAUGAAUCGAACGCUCGAUAGCCGGAUAACCGAAGUUAAACUCCCAGUUCUCUCCGAGGUAUGGCUGGCUGAUGACGGCAAACAAACCAUGACCUGGCUGUUUUCAGUCUCCCGUGACCUUGCUGGCCAUAAAUCUUCAGCAAAAUCCUCCUACCUGUCAAAUGAUUGUUAAUAUACGAAAUAUUCGUCUGAAAACUACAUAGUUGCAUAUUUGAGAAUAUUGGGGUCUUUAAGUUGUGCAUAAACUUAGUCUUCUUAAGCACAUUUCACGCGGUCUUCGAGUCGGAGAUAACCACUCACUAUCAUUUCCUGAGGAGCUCUCACUACCUACUCGUGAUAUGGUCCACAAUAAAUUGUCGCCAGGCCUAAAAUUUCUAGGGCACACUUGUAUAUGUGAGACAUAGUAAGGUGGUGCCCUAGAUGACAAAGGCAGUCCCUAUAAAGCAUGGACGGAGCGGGAAUUCGAACGUCUCAAACAAUUUGGGGCGUCUACCACUCAACAGCAUGGUCUACUGGCUAUUCACAAGUGGUACGUCGGCGGGUCCGAAAUGCUAUAUGGGACCUCGUCGUACCCGAAGAUAGCAAAAUGAAGACAGGUAAAUGUCGACAGUUUAGGGUGAUUGGCGCCAAUAACUACUGCGACAUCGUUAAAUUCGUCGAGGACAGACCCCAAGGACGACGAAAAGAACAUACUCUCUUUAGAUGCUGGAUCGCUGCUCGUUAAUGUUCCCGAGAAGCAAACUGGCUACUACGUUUGCGAGCGUGCCACGUAGCCCCACAAGGGAACCGAAAUGCCAGUUAGAAGAAUAACUACUGAGGAGUAUUGGGAACGUUCGGUUCACAUUUGACGGGAAACUAUGUAAACAGGUAGGCAGGACAGUCACGGGCUUACGUCUGAUUUCACUUCUAGCUAACCAUACAAUGAAUCAUCCGGCAAAAUUGCAGAUAAACGAAUGCACCGGCCACCUAAAAUUCCACGAUCUCUGCUUCCAAUCGCAUCAGAGGGGGCCUUACCGAACGCAGUGCUCCAGCCGCCAAGUUGGGUAUAGAUGAAAUAUGAACCCAUUCCGGCCUAGAGGAUCAUGUGGACAACCAAUAUGCAUAAUCGGGAGAAUCAUUAUAAGAGGGAAGCAUGGCAGGAACGAGACACGAACUUCAGCAGCCCCGUACUCCUUGGUCGCCGGGCGACAUCCGAGGAGAAAUACACAUGGUUCGAUGCGCACUUGGGAGGACAGUUCCUUAGAGGAACUUGCAACCAGGUAUACAAAAAUAAGGGCAAAAGUCGAAUAGACCACUGCCGAAAGUAAUAUUUGUGUCAAAGUGUCCAACCAGGGCAAAGCACCCAAGGAGUUUCAGAUGCCUAGCUUAAGAUCUUACACAUGUCUCCUCUGCCACAAAAACUCCGGUACUGUGUUCUCCAAUCCCAGUCCAAUAACUGUUCUUGUAAGCUGCAAGUUUAGACGAAGCUUACAUGCAUUCACCCCCUUGUUUGGUCCUGUGGAGCAGCUUUUGUCGAACGGGCCUACGUGCGUCUGAGAGGACACAAAAACACACAUUCCGGAGUAAACAUGGAAGGGGUAAAGUGAAAACGGUCAACAGGUUUAUACUAAGCGACCUAGUUAACCGGUCACUGAAUGCACGCCAGUGACAACCUGCAAGUAGUCUGCAGAUUUCAAACUACCUGGCGCCACUGCGGCAGCAUAUACUAACAACAGCGGAAGCGACUACAAUCGCCUGCACGCUCAGGCCCCUGUCUGCAAAGGAUGUUUGUCCAAAUACCAUCUGGACGAAUCAGCUCUGGAUCUUUUUCGGUCACGACUAGCGCGCCGUGCCAAGCUAACUGGCGAUGGAAGGUGACGCAACAGUAUCAGCUUCACUUUCCUUCAGGCAACUAGUUCAUCUCCGAAAUCCGCUACCGCUGACUUCCUCCCUCAUAUCGCUCACUCUCACGUAUGUCACUUUUUUUCUUAGUGUGCGGAGGAAAAUGAGAGCUGCAUGUUCGAAACAAACUGCUGCCCUGGGCUGUACUGCGUAACAAGAGGUGAGUGGCCGUUAAACUCUGCCUACUUGCUGUAUAUAACCAUGUGGUCUUCUGAAUCAAAACUACGUCAAGGAAUCCAUUUGAGCCCUUGCUGGUUUAUGUGUAUGUAGGGUCACAGGGAAUGUGCCAAAGCAAAAGCCAGUUGAGGAACAGGUGUCUCAUGGACAAGGACUGUCCGCCAAGCAUGUGCUGCCACUGGGGAGACGCGGGGAGCCUAGGCACCUGCGCCGAGGUCUGCGACGACGCUCCACCCACCGACGUGCCCGUGGGCAGCUACCGCGGCAGUGACUUCUGGCGCCUGUGGGCUCGCAAACGACAGCUUCACGGCAAAAGGAGGCUUACUGUCGAGUGA